AUGCUAAGCCAGACUUUAUGCAAAUCUUCAGAACCAAGGUUUGCUAAUUUAAGUCAGCAGAAGAUGAGUCAUCUGGAAAAAGACUAUAAACAUUUGUCCCCUAGGAAUCCUAUUGAAGCUCUCAGACAUUGGCAACCUCCUUAUCACAGUGAUUUAAGCUGCCCAAUCUGCCUCCAAACAGCUACUUUCCCAGUAGAAACCAAUUGUGGACAUUUAUUUUGUGGUUCCUGUCUAAUUACAUACUGGAAACAUGGUUCCUGGUUAGGAGCAAUAAACUGUCCUCUCUGCAGACAAAAAGUGAUUCUUCUGUGUAAUGCCUCUUGUGAAAAUCAACAAGAUAAACCAAGCAAGCGGAUUGUACGUGACAUCAGAGAUUACAACAAGCGUUUCUCUGGACAACCUCGACCUUUUGCAGAUUACCUUUAUGACAUGCCGCUACUCCUAAAUCUUGCCUUAAGAGGAAUCUUCACCCUGGGCGGUCUCGUAUGGAUCUUCUUCCUAAGAAUUGUUGUUUGCUCCUUUGGGACCAUCAUGUGCUUAACUUCCCGAUUUGACGUGAUGCAUGAAUCUCUUUGUGGAAUCCUUGCAGCAGUCGAUGACCUAGUUGUCGUUUUCCUCCUUUUAAUUUGCAUGUUUAACAUUUGCCAGCAAAUGGAAUCAGAAGGUAUAAAUAUGGCAAGUUCUACAACUCAGACCAUGCUGUCAGAAUCUUGA
Emys orbicularis (European pond turtle) is the source of this 714-nucleotide messenger RNA. RefSeq names its product E3 ubiquitin-protein ligase RNF170-like. The transcript is spliced from 6 exons. Gene Ontology annotation, molecular function: metal ion binding; ubiquitin protein ligase activity. The record is from RefSeq and is a predicted model, not a curated record. Bases 1 to 714 code for a protein of 237 amino acids. Lineage: Eukaryota; Metazoa; Chordata; Testudines; Emydidae.